Messenger RNA from Setaria italica (foxtail millet), 2055 nucleotides. Its product is annotated as squamosa promoter-binding-like protein 14. Gene Ontology annotation, molecular function: DNA binding. The transcript is spliced from 3 exons. Lineage: Eukaryota; Viridiplantae; Streptophyta; Magnoliopsida; Poales; Poaceae. The record is from RefSeq and is a predicted model, not a curated record. Gene Ontology annotation, cellular component: nucleus. Bases 559 to 1764 code for a protein of 401 amino acids.
GGCAUGCCGCUCGCUGCCACGGGCACAGGCCGCCUUUUCCCUCUCUUCCUCGCGCGCGAUACGUGCGCCAGCCGAGCCAGACCCAGACGCCUACAAAAACCCCGGCAGCAGGCGGCGGCACGGGGCGAGGCGACGGCCGUCAUACCAAGCAUAGCAAAGCUGGCGCGGGUAGCUAGGCCGGCUCGUGUGCGUGCGUGAGAGACCGUGCGCGAAGCGAGGAGAGGAGAGAGACUGACUGGCCGGGGAGGAGAGGGAGGGCGAGGCCUGGCCAGCGGCUCACCUCAGCAGCAGCAGCAAGCAGCAUCUCUCUCUCGCACACAGUCACACGCGCACAAGUAGAGGAGGGAGAGCACAGGGGGGUUAUUUUAAGGGCAAAGCGACCGCUCUUGUCCCUCUCCUUCGCCACCUCCCCUCUCUUUCCUCCCUCUUGGAGGGGAGAGGAGAAGAGGGGGCCCCAAGAACCCACCUCACCACCAACGCCGUCGCCGCUUCAUCCGUCCGUUCAUCCACCACCGUCGCGCGCGCGCGCCGCCGGGCCAGGAACACGAGGGGGCAGCAAUGGAGGCUGCCAGUGCCGCCGGCGGAAGCGGCGGCAGUGGCAGCGGCAGCGGCGGCGGGGAUGACCACCUCCACGGGCUCAAGUUCGGCAAGAAGAUCUACUUCGAGGACGCCGGCGGCAGCGGCAGCAGCGGCAGCGGUGGCAGUGCCAGCGCGAGCGACGCUCCGCCACCGCAGCCGCUACCGCCGCCGUCCGCGUCGCCCGGCAGGGCCCCCGGCAGGAGGAGCAGGGGCGCGGCCGGCGGGGCUUCCGGCUCGCCGGCGCCCGCGCGGUGCCAGGUGGAGGGGUGCAACGUGGAUCUGACCGGCGCCAAGACCUACCACUGCCGCCACAAGGUGUGCGCCAUGCACGCCAAGGCCCCCCUCGUCGUCGUCAACGGCAUCGAGCAGCGCUUCUGCCAGCAGUGCAGCAGGUUCCACCAGUUGCAUGAAUUUGACCAACAAAAACGCAGUUGCCGCAGACGCCUUACGGGCCACAAUGAACGCCGGAGGAGGCCGCCUGCUGGACCUCUUGCAUCACGCUAUGGUCGCCUUGCUACAUCCUUUGGCGAAGAACCCGGCAGGUUCAGGAGCUUUCUGUUGGAUUUCACUUACCCAAGGGUUCCAAGCAGCAUGAGGGAUGGGUGGCCGGCAGCUCGACCUGGUGAAAGGGUGCCUGCUAGUAUCCAGUGGCAAGCAAGCUUAGAUCCUCAUCAGCACAGUGCGAUCACAGGAUAUGGUGCCCAUUCAUAUGGUAGCCAUGGUAGCUCCUCAUCAGGGCCACCGGUGUUCCCUGGUCCGGAGCUCCCUCCAGGUGGAUGUCUUGCAGGAGUCCCCGCGGACUCUAGCUGUGCUCUCUCUCUUCUGUCAACUCAGCAAUGGGAUACUACCCAAAGCGCUGGCCACAGCCGUGCUGCGUCAAUGCCUGCAACAGCGGGCUUUGAUGGCAACCCUGUGGCACCCUCCCUCAUGGCGAGUAGCUACAUUGCGCCAAGCCCCUGGACUGGCUCUCGGGGCCAUGCAGGUGGGCGGGACGUGCCACCUCAGUUGCCACCUGACCUCCCCCUCGAUGAGGUGCACUCUGGCUCUAGUAGCCAUCACGGCCAGUUCUCAGGUGAGCUCGAGCUUGCCCUGCAGGGAAACAGGCCGGCGCCAGCGCCUCGCAUCGAUCACGGCUCCACAAGCACAUUCGACCAGGCCAGCAACACAACGGACUGGUCGCUCUAGGAGGCCAAAUAAACCAUCGCCGAUCAUAGUCGCUCAGAGAGAUGGAACUGAAAGCCUGAUGCUGCACGCAGUUUGCUAGCUUCAAGCUUCCAAUAUGAUAAGUAAGGAACUCCUGUAAUGUCAGGCGACUAAUUUCUUUUGUGGUUGUCCAUGAACUCAUCUGUUGCGUCUAUGUAGAGCUCCAUGAUUUGAAGUUAUCAGUAUGCUUGUCUGAGGACUUUGCUCGAUGUAUUAAUCUCAUGUUCAUCCUGAAGUUUGCUUUGUUCAGUUUCGGGGUAAUCAUUGAAAAUA